AGUCCAAGCCGGAGGCAGCCGUGCGAUGGAUGUGUGUCUGUGAGGGCGGCGGGGAGCUCGGGGGAGCCAUGCUGAGGGUGGCUGGCAGAGGCUGGCUCUGGGUCCUUUCGUUCUCCUUGCCCUCCCUGCGGUGGCUGGCGGCCCAAGAGUCUGGAUGGACAAGCCCCCCACCGCAUGGAUUGACUGUACCUCAGUGGACAAUUCCGGGAAGCUCUGUCGGAGAUAAGUAUUCACUCAAAGCUGAACUCAGGGUGACAGCUGAAGGAAAAGACCUCAUCUUGGACUUGGAGAAGAAUGAGUACCUGUUUGCUCCAGGUUACACAGAAACUCAUUACUCCGAGAGUGGAGCCCCUCAAACCUCCACUUUGAAAAAUAGGGACCGGUGUUUUUACCACGGGACAGUGAGAGGAAUGGAACAGUCCAGUGUCACACUGAGCACAUGCCAAGGGAUUCGAGGCCUCAUUGUCGUGAGCCAUAACCUUAGUUACAUCAUGGAGCCUCUUCCUGGGGACCAAGAAAGGCACCUGAUUUAUAGGUUGGAGCAUCUGAAGUUUCCUCAGGGGACCUGCAGGCAGGUGCACUCCACAUCCGCUGCUAUGGACUGGCUUACUCAUUUUACUAGCCAGGCCAAGGCAGGUCAUGGCAGGGUCAAGAGAGAAGAUUUACAGUCUAUGAAGUAUGUUGAGCUCUAUCUGGUGGCUGAUUACGCAGAGUUUCAGAAGAACCAGCGCAGUCUGGAAGCCACCACAUACAAACUGAUGGAGAUCGCCAAUCACGUUGAUAAGUUUUACCGUUCCUUGAACAUCCGGAUUGCCCUGGUGGGGCUGGAGGUCUGGACUCACGGGGACAAGUGUAAUGUCUCUGAGAACCCAUACUCAACGCUGUGGUCCUUCCUCUCCUGGAGGCGCAAGCUCCUCACCCAGAAGAACCAUGACAAUGCUCAGCUCAUCACGGGGAUGUCCUUCCGGGGCACCACCAUCGGCCUGGCCCCUCUGAUGGCCAUGUGCUCGGUCUACCAGUCUGGAGGGGUAAACAUGGACCACUCAGAGAACGCCAUUGGUGUGGCCGCUACCAUGGCUCAUGAGAUGGGCCACAACUUUGGCAUGAGCCACGACUCUACCGGCUGCUGCUCCGCCAGUGCCGAGGAGGGAGGCUGCAUCAUGGCCUCCGCCACAGGGCACCCAUUCCCCAAGGUGUUCAAUAGAUGCAACAGGAAGGAGUUGGACCGGUACCUUCAGUCAGGUGGAGGAAUGUGCCUCUUGAACAUGCCAGACACCCGGACCCUGUAUGGAGGCCAGAGGUGUGGAAACGGGUACCUGGAAGAUGGGGAAGAGUGUGACUGUGGAGAGGAGGAGGAGUGUAGCAAUCCUUGCUGCAAUGCUUCUAACUGCACCCUGAAGGCUGGGGCAGAGUGUGCGCAUGGCUCAUGCUGUCAUCAGUGUAAGCUCAUGGCCCCUGGCACUCUGUGCCGAGAGCAAUCUCAGCAGUGCGAUCUCUCAGAGUAUUGCACUGGCAAAACACCCCUGUGCCCGACCAACUUCUACAAGAUGGACGGCACCCCAUGUGAGGGAGAGCAAGCAUUCUGCUACAACGGCAUGUGCCUCACCUACCAGCAGCAGUGCCAGCAGCUCUGGGGGCCCGGAGCCCGACCUGCUCCCGACCUCUGUUUCGAGAAGGUGAACGCGGCCGGCGACACCUUUGGGAACUGUGGGAAGGACAUGUACGGAAGACACCGGAAAUGUGACACAAGAGACGCUAAAUGUGGAAAGAUCCAGUGCCAGAGCUCUGCGAGCAAACCCCUCGAGUCCAACGCGGUACCAAUAGACACCACCAUCCUGCUGGACGGGAGGCAGAUCCAGUGCCGGGGGACCCACGUGUACCGGGGCCCCGAGGAAGAGGGAGACAUGCUGGACCCAGGCCUGGUGAUGACCGGCACAAAGUGUGGCUUCAAUCACAUUUGCUUCGAGGGCCAGUGCAGGAACACAUCCUUCUUUGAAACCAGAGGCUGCGGGGAGAAAUGCAAUGGCCAUGGGGUCUGCAACAACAACCGAAACUGUCACUGCUCCCAGGGCUGGGCCCCGCCAUUUUGCAAAAGGGCUGGCAACGGGGGCAGCAUCGACAGCGGGCCCAUGCCCCCACAGAGCAGUGCCCCGAUGGUGGCAGGAGUCCUGGUGGGAAUCGUGCUGCUGCUGGCUCUCAGCGUGGUCAUCUGCUACUACCGGUGCAACAAACUGAGCCCACUCAAGACCCCUGCUCUCCCCUCCAAGUGGAGGCAGCCGUUUCGGUGUCCCUUCAAGGUAGCUCAGAAAGGAGGAAGUGGCCAUGCCAACCCAACCUUCAACCUGCAAACGCCUCAGGGUAAACGUAAGAUGAUCAACACCCCUGAAAUUCCACGCAAACCAUCGCAGCCUCCUCCUCGCCCUCCCCCAGACUACAAGGUCAGUGGAACCCCACCUCCUCCUCUCCCGGUCAGCAUCAGGAGGGACGUCAGGAGCUCGCCAGGGUCGUCACCCCGAGUGGAAGCAAAAGAUCUGGCAAGGCGGCCCCCUCCUAGCAGACCAGUGCCUCCGGUGCCUAAUUAUGUCGUCUCUCAGGAUUUCUCCAGACCCCGCCCGCCGCAGAAAGCCCUGCCCGCUAGCCCUGUUCCCGGCAGGAAAGUCGUGCCCGGGAGUGUGCCUGCUUCGGCGCUGCUGCCAUCUACUGCUGGAAGGAGCCCAGGGCAACCUCGACCGCUGACCAGAGCCGUCCAAAAGCCCCAAGAUCUCCGGUCCCACGGAGUAGGAGAAGCAACAAGGUCCAAAAUCUAAGACGGAUGCCCAACCAGUAGCCCUAAUGACAUCGCUCAUGGAAUCUACUGGCUUUGGUUCCACGACACCUCUGGGCUCUACAUAGGAUCCGUUGCCCUUGCAAUCGGGAGGAAUCCGUAGGACCGGUCUCUGUCCUCUUCGUCCCUCGCUCCGACUCCUGGACUCACUGCACCCUCAGCUUCUUUGGGAGUCCAGAGUGAUUUUUUUCUAGUGAAACCCAAGUGUUAUUGUGCAAUAUACGAUGCUGGGAGACACAGCGAGUGCUGGAGAAAAAGGGUGGAUGCAGCUUCUCAUCGGGAAUCGAGUGCAGGCCAUUCUUCAAGGGGAGCCAGGCAGCUGGGACUCCCUGAUGUCUCCCUAGACCAACUCAGAGGGCUGCCCAGCUUUGAAGAAGCCAUCCCUGGGCAGGCAGAACCUAGUACACACAGGACUUUUACUCUUCCUCGACCAACGCUCAGCUCCCCAUCCAAGGAUGCUGUAAGAAACUCUGGGACCCAGGAGAGGAACCGAGGGAGGUCUAACUAAGGUCAAGAUGCCCAGCGCCGGGGUUCUACCACCUUCACCAGGCUGGGUGGUUUUUGUGAACUUUUGUGAUUCCAAUGAUUUCACUGGAGGCUCAUGUGCAACCUCUGCCUCCACUCCCUCUGCCCCUCCCCGCCUGUCUGUUCAGAUUGAUCACUGAUAGAUUCAGCCAGGUACUACAGAGAGCCCCCAGUGAAAAUACAGGUUGGAAAGCUGAUAACACUGGAGCGCCUCUCUGCCCCACGAUGCCAAAGGUCAUGAAUUCCCAUCAUCAUUCUGCUUCCCAUCAUCAUUCUGCUUCUGCGGCCUUCAGCCAGUCCUCUUUAGUGGGUGCUAGGGGCGGUCAAAGGCCGCAAUGUGACUCUGGGAUGUAACUUCCUGCCACCUCCUGUGUCUCCCCUUUAAGGUAGUAAUCCCUCCAUCUUGGGAUGGUGUACUCUAGUGACUGGUCAAUGGUAAUUAGGAACUCAGUGCUGGUGAGUAUCGCCGCUGGUAAGUGUCUCUGGUUGUUCUCAAGCUUCAAUCCAACACCUUGUGCUUUUUGACUCCAUUCUGGACUUCUUAUGUCUGCUUUGAGGCUUGCUGAAUGGAACUAGCAGGGGGCUUGGUGGUGAUGAUGAUGAUGAUAGUAGUGGUAUUUAAGUGCUUACUUAAAAUACUGUACUAGCCAAGCAGUGUACU
Ornithorhynchus anatinus (platypus) is the source of this 4010-nucleotide messenger RNA. RefSeq names its product ADAM metallopeptidase domain 19 (gene ADAM19). Lineage: Eukaryota; Metazoa; Chordata; Mammalia; Monotremata; Ornithorhynchidae. The record is from RefSeq and is a predicted model, not a curated record. Gene Ontology annotation, biological process: membrane protein ectodomain proteolysis. Gene Ontology annotation, molecular function: metalloendopeptidase activity. The coding region runs from base 30 to 2807 and encodes 925 amino acids. The transcript has 23 exons.